GGCUGGGUGGGAGGCACGUGGAUGGGGAAAGACUACAAUUCCCAAGAGCCUUUUCGGUAGGGCUCGCAGAAGCCCCAGGUAUAAGAGAGACGCUGAGCCGGCUCCCUCUGAUAGGUAGAAGGGUUCAGCCGUCUGUCUUUUUAGCGGGGCUUUUGGUUUGAGUAGCUGCUGCACCUGAUUGUAUCUUCUGUUCCUUUUCUUUGCUGCGGUUACUCAAAGAUUACUACAAGCUACUGUCUGACCCCGUUUGUGAAUUGCUUGCUUAGCUAAGUAGAGCGGCUGCGGGCAGAUAGUAACCCUCCCCCUUUCAUCUUCCAUCUUGGCCUCCGAACUCUCCCACCCACCUUUUUACCAGUUUUAACUGAGGCCAAGGCUUGGUCUUUCUGCCUGCAAAGGUCUUUCUGCCUGAUUGCUUUGUGUUGACUGAACAUGGCUGACGAGUGUCCCAUAAUGACUCUUCAGCGGGAAGUGACCUGCCCCAUCUGCCUGGACUACCUCACAGACCCGUAUACAGUUGACUGUGGACAUUAUUUCUGCCGUGUCUGCAUUAACCGCUGCGUGAUAGAGUCUACCGCGAAAGCCACCUGCCCUCAGUGCAGAGCAGAGAUUCACCCGGAGAAUUUUUCGCCAAACAAGGACAUAGUCAGGUUUGUUGUAAUAUCAAAACGGAUGAGCCGCUAUAGAGAUUGGGGACCAGACAAGAGGGAUACAUGCGAGAUACACCAGGAGCCCUUGAAGAUUUUCUGCAAAAACGACCAAGUACGCAUCUGUUCAGUGUGUGACAGAUCAGAAGAACAUGAGAACCAUGACACGAUUCCUGUGGAUGAAGCUGCUCAUGAGUUGAAGGGACUGAUUUUUACCUGCCUGCAUCACGUGAGGCAGGAAAGAGACAAAGUUACGCACUACAGGACCUCCACUGAGGAAGAACAUCAUGAGUUAAGGUUGAAGAUGACCGAAGGGAAGGAAAAAAUAACGACCGCUUUCAGAAUACUGCGGGAAUUUCUGACUGACGCAGAACUCCUUGUGGGUAAUGAGUUGAGCCAACUGGAAAAAGAGAUUGGGAGGACAAUGGAGGAGAACUUGAACCUAGCAUGCGAGAAGCUCGCCUCUUUUGAGCUCAUCCUUGAGAACAUGGCAGAUAUGUGUCGGUUGCCGGAAGAUGAACUCCUGCAGACAGCAAGUAAAUAUUGGUUUUCCCACAGGUGGGCGAGGGAGAAAUUUGACAGACCAGUGGAAUACGCUCCUGCACUGAAAUGGAGAAUAUGGGAGCUGUGUGAUCUUCAUAACUUUAUGGAGAUUUCUGUGAAUCAUAUCCAAGUCCUGUUUGACUCCGGAUUUCGGGUACAUUACAAUAAAGUAAAUGUGAUUCUGGAUUCUGCUACGGCCCACCCUAGACUGGCCGUGUCUGAGGACUGUAAAGUAGUCAGAUGGGAUCAUCAGGAUCGAGGGGUUUUCGACAAUCCACGGAGGUUCAACUUGUGUCCUUGCGUGCUUGGCUGCGAAGGGUUCAACUCCGGCAAAGUUUAUUGGGAGGUUGAUGUAGGGAUUGAGGGCGACUGGGCCAUUGGCGUGGCCAAGGAGUCUUUAAAGUGCAAGGGUAAAGUGGUCCUGAAUUCUGAGAAAGGUAUCUAUGCUAUCGGGAAGUGUGGAGACCAAUAUUUUGCUUUUGAGCGGAUGAAUUUUACUUUCCCAUGGCGGGUUUUGAAGGCCAUGAGAAUCAGAGUCUCCUUGGACUACAUUGGGGCAGGUGUUGUGUUUUCCGAUGCUGACGAAGCAGUACAGCUUUUUGAGUUCCGAGAGGAGUCGUUCCACAACGAGAAGCUUUAUCCUUUCUUCUGGUUACAUCGUGGUGGCCAACUCAAAAUCCCUUCUUAGGGACAGCCCAAGUAAAACCUACCUAGCAGAAACGGGAUUCUUUUUUAAGCCUGUGACCUUUUCAGUUCUAGUUAGUUAAACAAAGUUUGCUGACAACAAUGGGGUUUUUUUGCUUGUCCAGUUGUUAAACCAAGUUUGUGGAUUGCUGCUGUUCAAGUAUGGGUCUCUGAAUACUGAAUAAAGUUCAAUGAUAUCUUAAA
This is a messenger RNA of Heteronotia binoei (common prickly gecko), 2075 nucleotides long. RefSeq names its product zinc finger protein RFP-like. Bases 430 to 1875 code for a protein of 481 amino acids. Gene Ontology annotation, molecular function: protein binding; zinc ion binding. The transcript is spliced from 7 exons. The record is from RefSeq and is a predicted model, not a curated record. Lineage: Eukaryota; Metazoa; Chordata; Lepidosauria; Squamata; Gekkonidae.